Neofelis nebulosa (Clouded leopard) is the source of this 6886-nucleotide messenger RNA. RefSeq names its product neuraminidase 2 (gene NEU2). Gene Ontology annotation, biological process: ganglioside catabolic process; oligosaccharide catabolic process. Bases 507 to 1646 code for a protein of 379 amino acids. Gene Ontology annotation, molecular function: exo-alpha-sialidase activity. NCBI's taxonomy places the organism in Eukaryota, Metazoa, Chordata, Mammalia, Carnivora, Felidae. Gene Ontology annotation, cellular component: membrane; lysosome; cytoplasm. The transcript is spliced from 4 exons. The record is from RefSeq and is a predicted model, not a curated record.
UCCACCUGGCAGGGUUCUCUGGUCCUGCAGAACCUGGUACAUAGCACAGAUGCUCAAAUCACAGACCAGGGUCUGCUUCUCCAACUUGGCCACUGUUGUGUGGCCACCCCCCCCCCCCCCCGGUGUAAUCACCAGGGUCCUUAUAAGAGGAGAGCAAGAGGGGCAGAGAAAGAUUUGCAGGUGCUACCAUUGGUGGCUUUGAAAAGGGAAGAGGAGGCCACGGGACAAGGAAUGUGGGCAGUCUCGAGAGGCUGGAAAAGACAAGGAAAUGUUGUCCCCAGGAGCUUCCAGAAGAAAAGUGGCCCAGAUCACACCUUGAUGUUAGCCCAGUGAGACCCAUUUUGGACUCCUGUCUUCAAGAACUGAAAGACUCAUCAAAGACCUGGAAAACUGACGGGCAGAGCUUCUAGCCGUGGGAGACACCGGUGCUGGUGUGUGAACCUCCAGCAGAAAGUGAAGGCGACAGAGGCAAGGCCAGCUAGUGCUGGAGUACGAGUGCAGGCCCCAUGGAGUCGUGCCCCAUCCUGCAGAAGGAGAGAGUGUUCCAGUCAGGAGCCCAUGCCUACAGGAUCCCCGCUCUGCUGUAUCUGCCUGAGCAGAAGACAGUGUUGGCCUUCGCAGAACAGCGGAUAAGCAAGAAGGAUGAGCACACGGAGCUGAUCGUCCUGCGCAGAGGAAGCUAUGACGCAUCCACCCAUCAGGUCCAGUGGCACGCUCAGGAGGUGGUGGCCCAGGCCCAGCUGGAGGGCCACCGGUCCAUGAACCCAAGCCCCUUGUACGACGAGAAGACAGGAACCCUCUUCCUCUUCUUCAUCGCCAUCCCGGGGCAGGUGUCCGAGCACCACCAGCUCCACACCAGGGUCAACGUGACACGGCUGUGCCAGGUCACCAGCCCCGACCACGGGAGGUCCUGGAGCCCCGCCCGAGACCUCACUGACUCCGCCAUCGGCACAGCCCACAAGGAGUGGGCCACUUUUGCGGUGGGUCCGGGGCACUGCCUGCAGCUGCGCAACAGGACGCGGAGUCUGGUGGUGCCCGCCUACGCUUACCGGAACCUUCACCCCCACCGGCGGCCUUCGCCGUUUGCCUUCUGCUUCGUCAGCCAUGACCAUGGGCACACGUGGCAGAGAGGGAACUUCGUGGCCCAGGACACCGUGGAGUGUCAGGUGGCCGAAGUUGGGGGUGCAGAGCAGAGGGUCGUGUAUCUGAACGCGAGGAGCCCCCUCAGAGCCAGGGUCCAGGCCGAGAGCACCAACGAGGGCCUCGACUUCGAGGAGGCCCAGCUAGUGGAGAAGCUCGUGGAGCCUCCGCACGGCUGCCAAGGGAGCAUCGUCAGCUUUCCCGGCCCCGGGGCGGGGACGGACGCCUCGGACAGAUGGCUGCUGUACACUCACCCCACCGACCCACGGCAGAGAGCCCACCUGGGCGCGUACCUCGGCAAGCCGCGCCCGGGCCCCGCGGCCUGGUCGGAGCCCGCCCUGCUGGCCACGGGCAGCUGCGCUUACUCAGACCUCCAGAGCAUGGGCACCGGCCCUGACGGGUCACCGCAGUUCGGGUGUCUGUACGAAUCGGACGAUUACGAGGCGGUCAUGUUCCUCGCGUUCACCCUGAAACAAGCCUUCCCAGCUGAGUUUUUGUCUUCGUGAGCCAGCUGUGUGCCAUCCAGGAAGGACUCCCGCCGGCCUGGGGCCCCCUUUCCUCCUGAACACCCCGAGUGAGAGGCCCGUGGGUUUCCCUCUGGGCUCUGGGGGCCAGCUCUCGGCUCCCCUCACUGAAACCGUGUGCAGACGUCUGCCUCUUGGCUCUCUUCCUGCUUGGAUGUUUCUGUCCUUCCGAGGGAUUCGGUUUUCAAUCAGAAGUCGAAGGAACCUGGCUUCCCACAGCCCCUCGACAGGGAAGAUGGGGAGACGUCGCUCUGCAUGGCUCAGCCUGCCUGUUGCCCCCCCAGCCCCGGCUUCCGUGCGGAUCCUGAUAAAUGGUCGAGUCCAGCCCAUUUCUUCUUGGUAAACGCUCAUCAUGUUCCUGGGAGGAGACGGAGACAAAGAUGCAAAUUAGCAGAGGGGUGUGUGUGCAUGUGAGUGUGCAUGUGCGUGUGCGUGUGUGUGUGUGUGUGUGUUUGUGUGUUUGAUGAUGCUUUAGAGCAGACAGCAUGGGAGACAGCUUUGCAGGGAGGUAAGGGGGGGCUAGGAAAAUUAAGGUAACUCCUCAAGCUGCCGUAGCAAAUCAGUACAAACUUGGUGGCUUAAAAUAACAGAAAUUCAUUCUCUGACCGUUCUGGAGGCCGGAAGUCCAAAAUCAAGGUGUCAGCAGGACCUGGGGAGAACCCUUCCUUGCCCCUUCCGGCAUCUGGUGACCCCAGGCAGCCCUCGGCUUACGGCUACCUCCCUUUAAUGCCUCUGUCUUUGAAUGGCUUUCUCCCCUUCCCCUGUGUUUUUCUCUCCAUACCUGGGUAACCCAGGAUGAUCCUUCACUCAAUUAUAUUUGCAUAGACUCUUUCCCGAAGGAUGCCACUUUCUCCGGUUCUGAGGGUUAGGACGUGGAUCUAUCUUUUGGAGCCGCCACUCAACCUGCUACAGUCAUCCAUCCUAAGUUAUUUUUGUACGGGUGAUGCGGCUAAAGGUAGGAAUGAAAUUCAGACGAAUCAGAUAAUUCAGAAGAGGGAAGUGGGCAAGAGGGGCUGGGCUGUCGGAUGUGCGUCUGUGGCACAAAGCUGCUCCGGGGCGUUCAGCCUUUGCCAUGACAGGUAUGCCACCAUGUGGAAAGAGAGAGGGUCAGGGGUGUGCUUGUGUAGAUCUUGCUGUGUAGAAAGAGCAGGGAGAAGGCCGCUUCUGGUUGUCAUGAGGGUGAUAACCUGAGAGGGGGCCCGCCCCGGGUGGAGGGGGCUGAUGCUUCUUGUCAUAUGUCCCAAGUCCAUUCGCCCCCUCCCCCCAUCAGAGCCCCUCCUACUGAUUGGAUCAGUCUAAUAGUUUGAUGGCAGGGAUCGAUGACAACAGUCAUGGAUUCUUGCAACGGAGCCGAGUCUCCAUGUGGCCAGGCAGUGGUUAAAUGGAAUUUUCACAGGGUAGGGAGCUGGAGGUGUGGCUUUUGUUCUGGGUGUUUCCUGGCCCUGGCCUCCUAUCUGGGUGCUACUUCUCUGUGUGGGGUUUUGUGAAAUCCAGCUGGAAGGACAAGGAGUUAGGGCCUGCUCGUUGCUGGGGUGGAAAGUAGAGCUCCUCUGCGUUGGGAAUGUCACCUGCUGUCUUCUAAACCCUGCGAAGUUAGCUGUGCAGAGCCCAGAGGCCUGGUCAGGAGAGCGAGGACAGGGCCACACAGGCCAGGAGCAGUGCACUAAGAGGUUAAGAGGUAGGGUGGUGCCACAGUGUGUUAUUCAAAUCAGGACACUUUUGAGAGUGAAAGGAGAAUGUUAUUAAUAAUUACACCAAGACAGUGGGCAUCAGCCAGGACCGUCCCAGAUAAACUGAGAGCUUUAUUAGAGAAAGACCCACCGAGGAUUGUGUCGGGAGCUGGCCUCUGCUAACCCCUCUGGAAAAGUCAAUCAUCUGCUAAUGGUCUGGAGAUGAGUCGGGAAUACGAUAAGACAUCCGGACACUGCCAAGCUCAGAAAAUUACUCCCUUAGACUCUCUCCAUUCACAGAAGUCAGUGGGUCUCCAUUACAACUGCUUUUUAGAAUUCCCUGGAAAGCUUAUAAACUGUGGUGAUGCCUGGGCUCCAGCCCCGACCAACUGAUACAGAAUCUCUGGUGGUGGCGUCCAGGGAUGAGUAUUUUUUUCAAAAGCUCCUCAAGUUAUCCUAGUGAACAUAAGGAUCAAGAACUGCUAGCACAGAUCUCUAAAUUUCCUUCUACUUCUUAAUGUAUGCAAAUAUCAAAGUCUUCUGAUUUGAGUGAAAAAAAGCAAAAGUUGAUUUGGUUAAAGUCGGACUUAUCCACUCAUUGAAAAACACCACUAAGAGAGUGAAAAGAAAAGCCAUAGAUGGGGAGAAGAUAUUUAUAACACACAUGUCUGGCAAAGCACUUGUAUCCAGAAUCUAUAAAGAGUCCCUACAAACCAAUAAGAAAAAGACAAUCCAACGAAAAUGGGCAAAGGACUUGAACAGGCACUUCACAAAAGAGGAUAUCACAAAGGCUGCUAAACACGUUUGUCAGAGAAAUGCAAAUUAAAACUAUGAGAUACCCACCAGAAUGACUACAGUGAAAAAGAUCGACAACAGCAGGUAUUGGCAAGGACAUGAAGCGACCGGAAUUCUCAUGCAUUUCUGGAGGAAGCGUACCUGGUGUGACCACUUUGGAAAGCUGUUCAGUAGUAUCUACUAAAACUGAACAUGCAAAUACUCUAUGACCCAGCACUUCCUCUCUGCAGUACGUCUCUAAAAGACACGAAUGCAUAUAGCUGCCAAGGACACGUAUUAAGAAUGUUUCUGGCAGCUUUGUUCGUAAGAGUCCCAAAGGGGAAACAAUCCAAAUGUCCGUCGAUAUCAGAAUGGAUAACCGAACUGGGCAAUAUUCGCGCAAAGGAAUAUUUCACGACAAUAGAAGAAUGAAGUACUGCUACACACGAGAGUGUAGGUGGUUUUCCAGACAUUAUAUAUUUGUGCGAAUGAAGCCAGAUUCAAAAGACUACAUACUUGAUGACUCUAUUUAUAUGAAGUUCAGGAACACGCAAAACAAAUCCGUGGUGUAUAAGUCAGGAAGGUAGCUAUUUCUGGAGGAGGAUAGCUGUUCAUGGGGAGCUAGGAGGAGUCUUCUGGGUGCUGGAAACAUUCUACUAUUUGAUCUGGUGCAGCGGAGGAGGGCUAAUUCUCAUGAGAGAAUUCGAUGAGCUGUACACACAAGAUUUGUGUACCUUAAAAGUUCAACUGAAUAGUGGAUUUGCUAGUUAAACCUCCAAAUCAGUAUAUUAUAUUGGGUUGUAAUAAAACUUUGGAAAUGAAUUUUUUUAAUUAAAAAAAAUUUUUUUAAUGCCUAUUUUUUAGAGAGAGAGAGAGACAGAGCAUGAGCGCCGGAGGGGCAGAGAGAGAGGGAGACACAGAAUCCGAAGCAGGCUCCGGGCUCUGAGCUGUCAGCACAGAGCCCGAUGCAGGGAUCGAACUCACGAGCCAUGAGAUCAUGACCUGAGCCGAAGUCGGACACCCAACCAACUGAGCCACCCAGGCGCCCCAGAAAUGAAUUUUUGUGAUAAACUUUUUUAGGGGGAACCAUUUUAGACUUACGGAAAAUUUGCGAAGAUAGUAUGGAGUGUUCCCAUAUAUCCCACACUCAGUUUCUCCUAGUGUUAACAUCUUAUGUAACUGUGGUACAUGUAUCAAAACUAAGAGAUUAACGUUGAUGCACUAUUACUAAACUCUAGACUUCAUUCGGGUUUCACCAGUGUUUCUACUAAUGUCCUUUUUCUGUUCUUGGAUUCAAUCCAGGAUACAUUUAGUACAUUUAGUGAAACUGAAUUUUUACUAUAAUUUGUGUCCAUGGAGACAUACACGUAUCCACAGACCGAUACACGGCCCCUCCCCUUGCCGUGUGAGGCCGAGGAGACGAGAGGGCUUGGGGCACGUCCAGGGCGGUCGCCUCGGAAGGCCCAGAGCCUGGCCCCGCAGAGAGGGCAGGCAGGGUGGUCUGCUCGACCCAUUGGUGCCCGUAGAGAAGAUCUGCCCCUCUCAGGAGAGACUCUGUCUCUGCACAGCGCGAUGAGCUGGGGGCAACACGAUAGCCACAGAGAAUUACUGGAACUUGUCCAUUCUUAGAGGUAAGGCCACAUGUGGUGAGACACAGCAUGUUAGCCUGUAGAGACGGAAGUGAACUUGAAGUCUUUUAAGUCCAGCCUCCUCACUGAGGGACGGGAGGAGGUGACAGCAGGUUCUGUGAGGUCCGAUGACUUCCUCAAGACCACACAGCCCGUGGCAGGGCCGGGAAAGCAAGUGGGUUUCUGACCCUUGACCAGUGUCCCCACCUCCGUGCUGAGUUGUCUCCAUUGUCCCUGUCUGACCAUGCAAGGAGUACAAAGGGGUCUGUGUGUCCAGAUUCUGGGACGUGGAGCUCUGCUCAGCCUGUCUCUGGAGCCUGUGCCCUUGGUUAGCCCCGGGUGCAACGCCUCCCUCGCUGGCAUUCCCUCGUGGCCUCACCAGAGAGGGCGGAGAGAUGCCAGCCCGGGCGUCUGGGAAGGCAGCACCUCCUGCAGAGCCGAGAGGCGUCGGAGAGCUUGGUGCUCCAAGUCCCUGCUCUGCGCUGUGAGAUUUUAGAGCCAGCACCACACCACCGCCCACACAAAUCCCCAUCCCGUGAAGAAGAAAGGAAGAAAUCCAGUAUUUAAAUGUGAUACUUUAAUCACACUGCUCACAAGGUGAGAAAGCUGACUGUACUUUUGGCAAGGUGUUUCUUUUUCAAAUUCCAUUUUUGUACUGUUUUUAGGGGAGGAUUUCAAGGGAAUAGAUGCCAACCAUUUGGAAGUACAAAGAGGCAGGAUAAAACCACCCGUAAUCCCACUAGGCAGAGGCACAUUUUCUUCUGGUCUUCUAUCUGUGAGAUUUGCUGAGAUCGUGCUGCAGAAUCAACGUGGGAUGGUGCCUUUCCUCCCCACUUGACAUUAUACCCGAAGCAUUUCCCCCAUGUUAUAUUCUUGCAAAAGACAAUAUGUCGAAGAAACAUACAGUGAACUAUGCAGUCAUUCUUGGGUAUUAGAAAUUGAAGGUACUUUUACUUCUUUUCUGUUAUAAAAACACUGAGAUGAACAUCUUUGUGAGUAAACCUCCGUCUUUAUCUGUGAUCAUUCUGUAAACUGAAUCCUCUAAAAGGAAUUACUGAGUCGAAGAUGAACGUGUGAAAUCUCUUGAGAUGUGUUGUUUGCAAAUGUAAAGUGCAACUCUUCAUUAUGAAUUAAAAUGUCUUGAAAUGGC